AUGACGGUCAAAUCGCCUUUUUACAACAAGCCAUCGACCGCAACUAGUGUGGAUUCAUGCCACAAGUGCCCCUUAGAUACAAUCACACAACCCCAGGACUCAAGUGUAGUACCGAUCGCUUCUUCAGUGAAAAAAGUCCAGCCUCAUGCUGGCUUCGAGCAUACGCAAGCCACCGAACCUUCCAGCAACAGCAUUAUUACAACCAUUUCAAAUCAACAACCUUCUGCUGUUGAGCCGAGCAGCUCCAGUGCUGCGAUAUCGGACAUUGGCAAUGGCUCGAUGACUUCGUGCUCGAAUUGUGGUACAACCACAACACCACUCUGGCGACGUUCUCCUCAGGGUGAAACCAUUUGCAAUGCAUGUGGUCUUUAUCUCAAGGCACGCAACACUACUCGCCCACCUUGGUUGAAACGUAAUUCUAUCAAGCGUCCAACACCAUCAACUCCAGUGGCUUUGGCACCUGCACCUCCUACUUCCAUUCCUAUUACGACAACAACAACAACAACAACCACACCUAUUGCUGCUGCUGCUACUUCUUGCAUCUCACGUCUUUCUCCAUCAUCAUCUCAACAACAGCAACCAACGAAAGAUGGUGAAGAACGACCUGCUCUUUCAUGCGCUAAUUGCAAUACGACAACAACACCUUUAUGGCGUCGUGAUGAACAAGGCAACACUAUUUGCAAUGCUUGUGGUCUUUAUUACAAACUACACAGCGUGCAUCGACCUAUGACCAUGAAACGUUCCAUCAUCAAGCGACGUAAGCGUGUGACAGUAUCCAGCAUGGCAGCUCAGCAUCAUUAUUCAUCAGCUUCUUCCGAUGAUGGCAAUAGUAGUGGUGACGAUUGCAGCAACAGCAGCACAACAUCGCAACAGCAACAGCAACCAGCAUCGUUGACAUGUCGUAAACGCAAAUUGAUGCCCAACAAUGACGUUCAUCGAAACAAGCGUAUCGAGCUUAAUGGAAAUGGAGGUGGUGCAAAAUAUGUCAUGCGUCCUUUGUUACCAAAUCAGCCUCUUGCUCCUGCAACCACCGCUGCUACAGCCGAAAAUAGCCGCUUGGAUCCAGUUGAGCCUGAUGCCUUCCAUAAGCAUCAUCAUCAGCAUCAUCAACACUUGCCAUCGCCACCUAUGAAACCAAUGCCACGUUUACUCAAUCCCGAGAGUCGAUCAUUGCCAUCAUUGAACAGCUUGCCAUCACCACCUCUUACAGCAAAGGAAAUGUUCAAAGAUCAAGGUGCAUCAUCAUCUGCCGUCACAACAGCAGCUGCCAUGGCAACCGUUUCCGCCCUGCUCAACCCGACUCAAAAAACUCACCAGAUGCUUGAAGCUCAUCGCCACGAGUUGCAACGUGAAGUGACCAAUUUGACAUCAUUGCUAUCUCGCACCACUGCCAUGUUGCAGAAUCUUGACCAAGUUAUGGCUGUUACCAAAGAUAAGCAACCUACUACUACGACAACCAAUUCGAUUCAACAACAACAACAGCCUCAUGUGACCAAUGCUCUCAUGUCACUUUUUGCAUUGGCAGCUGCCAAGGAGACAUCUGGUUCUUCGACAUGA
Lichtheimia ornata is the source of this 1557-nucleotide messenger RNA. RefSeq lists its product as uncharacterized. Gene Ontology annotation, molecular function: zinc ion binding; RNA polymerase II cis-regulatory region sequence-specific DNA binding; DNA-binding transcription factor activity, RNA polymerase II-specific. The transcript has a single exon. The coding region runs from base 1 to 1557 and encodes 518 amino acids. The record is from RefSeq and is a predicted model, not a curated record. Gene Ontology annotation, biological process: negative regulation of transcription by RNA polymerase II; positive regulation of transcription by RNA polymerase II. NCBI's taxonomy places the organism in Eukaryota, Fungi, Mucoromycota, Mucoromycetes, Mucorales, Lichtheimiaceae.